UCUCUACUGCUCUCCGCCGCUGUUACUGACAAGGCUUGGAGCCUGGUUGGGGGCGGGCCUUCCGGCAAAGGGGGCCGGCGGGAGAGGAAGGUCAGGACGAGUGACUGGUGCUCCUCGCUGCUCCAGAGAUGUCCUCACUUUCAGAAUAUGCCUUGCGCAUGUCGCGUCUGAGUGCCCGGCUGUUUGGUGAGGUUGCCAGGCCUACUAAUUCCAAAUCCAUGAAAGUGGUGAAGCUGUUUAGUGAGCAGCCUUUGGCCAAGCGGAGGGAGACUUAUGACUGGUACCCAAAUCACAACACUUACUUCGCACUCAUGGGGACACUGCGUUUUCUUGGCCUCUACAGAGAUGAGCAUCAGGACUUCAAGGACGAGCAGUUGCGUCUAAAGAAGCUUCGUGGAAAGGGGAAGCCAAGGAAGGGAGAAGGGAAAAGAGCCACGAAAAAGAAGUAGCGUCGGCCCGUCAGAGAGAAGCCUUCCUCCUCAGCGGCUGCGAGCAGAGGAACGUGGCCUGUGCCUUUUCUUCCCGGAGCUUAUUUAUGCUCUUUGAGGGGCGCACACCUCCUAAGCUGACAGUUAUCUGGAGGAACUGUCAUCUCCAUGUUCAAGCCUGACCCCGUUUAAUUGUGAUGGGUUAUUUUGAACACAUUCUAAUUCUGAACCAUUAUUUUGGCCUUGGUUUACCUCAUUCUCUAAAGAAACGAAUGCAUAAGUUA
Messenger RNA from Hipposideros armiger (great roundleaf bat), 712 nucleotides. RefSeq names its product mitochondrial ribosomal protein S33 (gene MRPS33). Lineage: Eukaryota; Metazoa; Chordata; Mammalia; Chiroptera; Hipposideridae. Gene Ontology annotation, cellular component: mitochondrion. The record is from RefSeq and is a predicted model, not a curated record. The coding region runs from base 129 to 449 and encodes 106 amino acids. The transcript is spliced from 3 exons.